Desarmillaria tabescens is the source of this 1886-nucleotide messenger RNA. RefSeq names its product cytochrome P450. Gene Ontology annotation, molecular function: monooxygenase activity; oxidoreductase activity, acting on paired donors, with incorporation or reduction of molecular oxygen; heme binding. The record is from RefSeq and is a predicted model, not a curated record. The transcript has 12 exons. NCBI's taxonomy places the organism in Eukaryota, Fungi, Basidiomycota, Agaricomycetes, Agaricales, Physalacriaceae. The coding region runs from base 5 to 1744 and encodes 579 amino acids.
UGCUAUGAUCCGUCAUUUAAAUCUUCGGAUCCUCACUCCGUUCCAUCCGUCCUCUCGCAAUGCCAGUGGGCAUCUCGGUGCUCAUUGUGUCAGUUCAGAUUCAGUGCAAUCAUCAGUCCACAAGUUGUCGUAUCAGUUGACAGUAGAUGGUUCCGUCCGGAUAGGCAGCCAAGUGGUUCAAAAGGACGCGACGUCUCCCAAGUAUCAUGUAUUUUUCGAUAUGAGUAGCUCUUUGACGGCCCUUGCUAUUGCUAUCUCGCUCUUCGGUCUGGUAGUCGCUUACCGCCUCUUUUACCCGACUCGCCGCAGCACGCCUUUCCCUCCCGGUCCCAAGGGAUUUCCUCUUAUUGGGAACAUUCUCGACAUGCCUUCUGAUAAGGAAUGGCUCACCUUCGCUAGAUGGGGCGAAAAACAUGGCAACGUUGCAUCGGUUUCGGUCCUUGGACGGCGCAUAGUAGUGAUAAACUCUGUGCAGAUGGCUAUCGAUAUGCUGGACAAGAAAGGCGCUAUUUACUCUGAUAGACCGAUCGUGGCCAUGGGCGGGGAACUCGUCGGCUGGAAGAAUGGGUUUAGCCUGAUGCCAUAUGGCCCCCGUUUCUGUGACUCACGUCGACGGGUACGUCAGGUCUUGGGAACAAAUGCGUCCUUCAAGCAGUUCCUGCCUGUUGUAGAAUUGGAGGCGCAUCAGUUUUUGAAAAGAAUCUCCGCUGAUCCUGAAGAACUCUUUCGACAUAUUCGGAAGAUGAAUGUGGCUAAUAUCAUGCAAAUUUCAUAUGGAUAUGAGAUUCAAGAGGAAAACGAUCCAUUUGUCAAGCUCGCGGAUCAAGCGACGCACCACUUUGCUCUGUCCACCACUCCGGGCGCCUUUUUGGUCAAUGUUAUUCCUAUAUUGCGACAUAUCCCGGAUUGGUUCCCUGGAGCAGAGUUCAAGCGAACAGCUAAGGAAUGGCGAUCGACGCUAUGCAAGGUGGUGGAAAGACCGCACGACUUUGUCAAACAGCGAAUUGCUGCUGGGGAUGCUCGUUAUUCGUUCACUUCAAGUCAGCUUGAAGAUGGGAUGAGUAUUGACAAGGAAUUUGAUAUUAAGUGGGCUGCUGCAACUCUUUACAUUGGUGGAAGCGAUACGACCGUUGCAGCCAUCUCCGCGUUCUUCAAAGCUAUGAUUAUGUACCCCGACAUUCAAGCAAAAGCACAAGCAGAGAUCGAUACGAUUGUCGGGAACGAUAGACUUCCACGAUUUGAUGACCGAGGGCGUUUGCCAUAUAUCAAUGCCCUGGCGCUUGAGGUCAGUCGUUGGCACGUCGUCGGACCAUUAGCUCUACCCCACUCUGUGAGCGAGGACGACGUCCAGUUGGGCUAUUUCAUUCCAAAGGGAUCUGUUGUGUUAGCGAACGUCUGGAACAUGCUCCAUGAUCCUACGGUCUAUGAAAAGCCAUUCGAGUUCAGGCCUGAAAGGUUUAUGCGAACAAAAGGGAAAGAACCUGAAAUGGAUCCCCAUAAAGUUGCGUUCGGAUUCGGUCGUCGAAUUUGCCCUGGAAGACUGCUUGCGGACUCCUCGUUGUUCAUCUCAUGUGCUAUGGUCCUGGCGGUUUUUAACAUAUCGAAAUACUCUGAAAAUGGGGUUGUGCUCGAGCCGGACAUGGAGCAUACCGCUGGGACUGUUAGCCAUCCGUCGUCGUUCAAAUGCACAAUCAAACCGAGAAGCGAAAAGGUGUUAGAACUUAUUAACGCGGGUUUUGAAUGAGCGGUGCCGGUGAGACGCCGAUUCGUAUUCCUAGCAUUUACGCGCACGAACUUCUGCCGCAGUUAUAAGAUAAAUGAAAUCAAACUCUUUAAGUAUCCUUCAACGUCAUGAAUUCCUGUUCCAAAUGCUCAAUAUCCGUAUC